AUGGCAUUGUUGAAGGAUGAGGCGAGUCGGAUCGAGGAAACAAGAGAAAUAUUGGAUGGAGAUGAGGAAACCCGUCAAAGUCUGGGAAAGAAUGAACUGGACAUCGACGACUAUAGCAAAUACAUGGACCUGGCCAGUGUGCCAGAUCAAGUCAUGAUGGUGCAACCGGUGGGCGGUUCGGGGGCGUUUAUGUAA
Penicillium macrosclerotiorum is the source of this 195-nucleotide messenger RNA. RefSeq lists its product as uncharacterized. NCBI's taxonomy places the organism in Eukaryota, Fungi, Ascomycota, Eurotiomycetes, Eurotiales, Aspergillaceae. Bases 1 to 195 code for a protein of 64 amino acids. The record is from RefSeq and is a predicted model, not a curated record. The transcript is spliced from 2 exons.